Myotis myotis is the source of this 6753-nucleotide messenger RNA. RefSeq names its product phosphorylase kinase catalytic subunit gamma 1 (gene PHKG1). The coding region runs from base 1534 to 2763 and encodes 409 amino acids. The record is from RefSeq and is a predicted model, not a curated record. Gene Ontology annotation, cellular component: phosphorylase kinase complex. Gene Ontology annotation, biological process: glycogen biosynthetic process; protein phosphorylation. The transcript has 11 exons. Lineage: Eukaryota; Metazoa; Chordata; Mammalia; Chiroptera; Vespertilionidae. Gene Ontology annotation, molecular function: ATP binding; phosphorylase kinase activity; calmodulin binding.
AUAAUCCUCAUCACUGAUGUUUCUAUCUCCCUCUCCCUCUCUGAAAUCAAUAAAAAAAAAACUCUUCCCAGUAGAAACUUCAGGCUGACAACAAAAUGGGUUAAGGAUGAGAUAAUGGAGACAGAUCCAAGGUCAAUUCCUUGAAGGGGAUGUUCCCUAACCUUUAAGGUCUGCAUUUUGUGGGGCAGCCACACAAACUGUCCCUGAGCAGAUCCUGAUGUCCAGGUCCCAGCACUAGCGUGGGUGCACCAGUGUGCUGUUUCCUGAUCACACCAAACACAGAAACGGCUCCCAGAGAAACAGGUUGGCUUUAGACCCUCUGGGCCUGGAGACCAAGUAGCUCCAGAAGGAAAAUCGUCGCCUCAUGCUAUCACGCCUGUUCCCAGGUCACCCGAACUUCCCUCGCCCUCCACCAGAGGUCACCGCUGGAGAGACGCCCGUGCGUUGUCCCUUGCUGAGCCUUGGCCUGCAUCCCGGGUUUGCUCUGGUGAUUUAUUUUUGGCACCUCAGCCUUCCCUCAUCAAGUAGCAAAGCACGAAGGAAGAGCAGCAAAAUAUCCUGCUCCGGCCACAGCUGUCGGCUCAGGACACACUGCAGUCCUCUGUUGUCCCCUCUCUCCAAGGGGCUCUGGGACCUUUGAGAUUCCUGUCAAGUCCACUCAAGGGCCUGCGAGGACCUAACGGUGAGUAGCUGGGCCAGUGAUGGACAAAAGCCAGGCGGCAGACGGUUAGGGGGAGGCUGUGGGUUAGAGAAGUAGAAACCCCGAAGUCCAUUGGACCCACUUCCCUUCUGAAGGCAGGUGGACCAGAAGAGUGAUGGCAUUGACUGGAGAGUUUAGAAAGUGGGUCCCUGUGACUGAUUCAGACUGAGUUUUGGAAAGGACAGUAUGUUCCAGAAAGGAUUAAGCCUAUUUGGUGACCCUUUUCAAAAGGGUUUUGGGAAGAUUGUGGGGGUGCAGGUGGAGGCAGUGAACAGACGCAUAAAAUCAGCCCCAAGUUAGGCCUGGAGCCAAAGGAGGGAACAAGAGAAACCUCCCCAGCCCACACCAAGAGAGAGAAAUGCCGUCAGAACCAGCUGGACCUGGCCAUGCCGUGGAAUGCAUCCCCAGCCGGAUGGCAUCCUGGGUGGGUCCAGAUGUAUUCUCUGCCCGGGGAGGGCUGGGGGAGGGAAAGAGCUGGUGCUACGCAGUGUUGAGAACUUAUAAGGACUUGCCAGGAAAUGAACUUGAUGUUACAGGGAACAGACUCUCCUGUGCUCAGUUGGGGUUGCUGACAGGACAGAAGCAGCCUGCUGCUGGCAGGAGGCUUCUGAUAACCAGGCACCCAGCAGUGGGGACACCAGGCUUCCUGGAACGGCCAGCCCGAGGCCUGAGGCAGCCAGGGCUGCAGCUUGGCUGCUCAGCAAAUCAGCCCCUGUGACAAGCCAGGCCUUGUUGGGCCCAGAAAAGGCAGGAGAUAUGGGACUAGAAGAGUUUGGGCCCUGCUCAGUGGCAGCUUGUGCCCAUUUUCUGUCUGCUGUUCUUCCUGUUGGUGGAUGACUUUCUCCAUUCCUCAAACCCUUCAUCCAAGAGCCCUUCAGAACCACCCCAAGGAGCUGAGCAUGACAUGGGACGAGGCGCAGCUGGACUCACAUUCCACAGAGGGUUUCUAUGAGAACUAUGAGCCCAAGGAGAUCCUGGGCAGGGGAGUUAGCAGUGUCGUCAGGCGCUGUAUCCACAAGCCCACGCGCAAGGAGUAUGCUGUGAAGAUCAUUGACGUCACCGGCGGGGGCAGCUUCAGCCCCAAGGAGGUGCAGGAGCUGCGAGAGGCCACGCUGAAGGAGGUGGACAUCCUGCGCAAGGUGUCAGGGUACCCCAACAUCGUACAGCUGAAGGACAAUUAUGAGACCAACACUUUCUUCUUCUUGGUGUUUGAUCUGAUGAAGAAAGGGGAGCUCUUUGAUUACCUCACUGAGAAGGUCACCCUGAGUGAGAAGGAAACCAGGAAGAUUAUGAGAGCCCUGCUGGAGGUGAUCUGCACCUUGCACAAACUCGACAUCGUCCAUCGGGACCUGAAGCCCGAGAACAUCCUCUUGGACGAUGACAUGAACAUCAAGCUCACAGACUUUGGCUUUUCCUGCCAGCUGAAGCCAGGAGAGAAGCUACGAGAGAUCUGUGGGACCCCCAGCUACCUGGCCCCCGAGAUCAUUGAGUGCUCCAUGAACAGUGACCACCCGGGCUACGGGAAGGAGGUGGACAUGUGGAGCACAGGGGUCAUCAUGUACACCCUGCUGGCUGGCUCCCCGCCCUUCUGGCACCGGAAGCAGAUGCUGAUGCUGAGGAUGAUCAUGAGCGGCAACUACCAGUUUGGCUCACCCGAGUGGGAUGAUUACUCGGACACCGUGAAAGACCUGGUUUCCCGCUUCUUGGUGGUGAACCCCCAGGGCCGCCUGACGGCAGAAGAGGCCUUAGCGCAUCCCUUCUUCCAGCAGUAUGACGUGGAGGAAGUGCGGCACUUCAGCCCCCGGGGCAAGUUCAAGGUGAUCGCUCUGACAGUGCUGGCUUCAGUGCGGAUCUACUACCAGUACCACCGGGUGAAGCCUGUGACCCGGGAGAUCAUCAUGCGUGACCCCUAUUCCCUCCGGCCUCUGCGCCGGCUCAUCGAUGCCUAUGCUUUCCGAAUCUACGGCCACUGGGUGAAGAAGGGCCAGGAGCAGAACCGGGCUGCCCUCUUUGAGAACACACCCAAGGCUGUGCUGCUCUCCCCGGCUGAGGAGGACUACUGAGGGCCUGCUGAGACCUGGGGGGCCCAAGGACUGUGGAGGGCGUGGUCUGGAAAGAAGCCUGGUCAGAGGGCAGUCCCGGGGACAUGAAGCGGCCUUGGGGCUGGGUGGAGGAAGUGACGGUGGUCCUGAGAGACUGAGCUGGAAGGCAGGAGAGGCCAUGACUAGCACCUGUGACUGUUGGUGGUUAGGAAUAACUCAGCCGGAAAAAAACCUGUUGGCAGUUAGUGAGAGUAUCACAGUGCCAGUCAGCUCUCCAUACUUUUCAAAAAAGUUUCAAGUGAAUUCUCUCGCUUACCAUUUCCCAACUGCUAUGGAAGGCAAGAUGUGUUCACCAUUUUAGAGACCCAGGAGCAGAUACUAGAAAGAGUUAAAUGUCUUGCCCAAGGCCAACUACUGUUCCAACAGCACAACAGAAUCAAUGUCAAACCCAGUUUCCUGGUUCUAGGCCAGUACUUUUCUACCACUUUGUCCUAAAAAAGAGAGAAUUCAGGGGCCUUUGUGGGUCAAAGAAACACCUGCAAAUCUGAUAUCCUGAGUGGCCUCUACAGUCCUUAUGGAGCCAAAGAGUAGGAGUUGCAGGGAGAUCAACCAAAAUAAAUCUACUGGCAAAUGAAGCAGGAAGUCCUAGCAGGGGACCAGCAGCCUAGGAUGCUUCCAUCCAGGUGCCACCACUAACCACCUGUCUGAAAUGAGCAGGUCCCAGGACCCUCCUGGGCCCAUUUUUAACUUGACUGUAAAUCAAAAUGGUUGUAGAAAUGAUUUUCCAUGUGCCCGCCUGUUUGAAGAGUCAAUGUUUCCAUGACCCAUGGCCAUGACCUAUUGAUGUGGCCAUUCUACUUCCCUCCCUCCGCACACCUACUUAUGAGGACAAGAAGAGAAGCCCAUGUAACUGAGAUGCUGGACACAGAGUCUCCCUGGGUGUGAGAGCUGAGAAGAAAGGCACAAGCUGUCCUGGACUGUUUUCUUUUUCCUGGCAAGCGCUACCUGCUUCCUUUUCAGUACCCACAUCUCCUGGUGCAAGUAGAGAUGCAGAAGGAGUGCCAACACCAGUUGUGGUGCCACCUGUGCUCUGUGAGGUCACCUCCAGCCCCUCAGCCCUCAGCUACCAAGCUCCUCACCUGGUGGUGACCCGGGCCCGGUGAUUGGCAGAGCCAUCGGAUGUGUCGAUCCAGGAUGCCCCCCGGAGGACACGCAUAUCCUGGUUUGCACCCUGGUAUGGUGAAGCUGUCCACUCCCACACGUUGCCCACGAGGUCAUAGAGCCCUGCAGCACAGCAGGGGGUCAGUUCCCUGCUGGGAGGCAUCAUGCCUGCCUGUGAGCCAUCAAAGCCCUGGGAGCAAAUGCUGCCCCAGGUGCUUCUCUCUGCCUCAUCCAUCAGGCAGAAUGCUCCCACCAGCCACGUGUGAGUGUUGAUGGCGACCGAUAAGAAAUCUUACCAUAGUUAUUCUGUGGGGGGAACGCGUUCACUGGGGAGACCCCAUGGAAGCCGUCCUCAGCCUUGUCACCCUUGGGGAACUUUCCCUGAGAAGAGAUUUAGGAUAAAAGAUUUGCCAUCCUGUCCCAUGGCAGGUGUUCCUGCCUGCCCACAGGGAAACCAAGGUCAUCUGGAAUAGGGGGAAGGGCACGUGGCAGUGACCCGAGGUUCCCGACCUGAGCUCCCAAACCAGCUGCCUCAGGUCCUCCACCAGGACCUCCAGCUGGAUCAGGAAGUGUGUGGUUUCCCUGUGCUCACUGUGGUCCGCGUCAAGCCCAUCCCACUCCCACUGUCUCCAUUCUCAGAGACUUCGUCUCCUCGGCCUCGAGCCCCAUGCUCGGAGCCUCGGGAAGAAAGCCUCUUCCUCUCCUUCUCCAUGCCCUGCACCCUCCCCCUUCUCAGGAACCACCUCUUUCUCUUCUACCACCAACAGGUUUAACUCUGCCUCAUCUGCCCUGACUCUACCUUUCUCAUCUCUCGCUCUUUACCACCAAAACUCUUCAAAAAGUAACCUAUAUUUGCGAAUGCAAUUUAUUUAACUUGUUCACGCCUCUCAUUAAAAUUGGGUUCAGCUGCCACGAUUCUAUGGAAAUUGCUCUUAUGAAAGGGAAGAUGAAGGGGCUAUAAUUUACUCAACACCUACUAUGUGCUAAGGCUGCUACACUUACGUCUUUUAAUUUAAUCCUUGCAAGGUUGUGAGGCAAGUAUCCUCUCCCUUUAAGGAACUAGCAACUGAGGUUCAAAAUGGUUAAUUUAUCAAAGAUCAAACAGGGUAUGUCAGAUUUCUCUUUCUGCAAAGCUCUGAUCCCAAGAUCAUCUGAAAGGUCCAGUCUCCCUCUCAGGCCCCUGUCAAUGCUUCCCCCUAAAAUACUGAGGUUGUGCUCCGCUCACUCUACAGCGUCUCCUGGCCAGUGUGGGAGGGCGGGAUCAUUCUUUCCUAAGGUAAAUGCUUAUGACUCGCAAGCUACUUGCUCUGACCCAGACUUCUGUCCUAAGUUUCAGACUCAUAUUUUCAACCUCUGACUGAACAUAUAAAAGACCCAAAGGCAUCCUAAGCUAAGCUGAUCCUACCCUGACCAAGUUCUGUCCCUCUGACCCAACAAGCAGAUUAUCUAUUUGGAUAAUGGUGGCACCAUCACUCUGUUGCCCAAGCUUGGAUUCAUGCUUGAGUCCAACUCUCUUCCACCCCACCACAUUCGAUUAAUUACCAAACCCUGUCCAUCUUCUCAGACAUGCCUCUCCCAUUGGGCUUCCUCUCUAUUCCACUUCCACUUAAUUCAAGUGUUUAUAAUCACCUAGACACCCCUUGCCACCUCUGCAGCUCUGCUUCAUCUAGUCCUGCAUAAUUAGCAAGAGUUAGCUUCCCCAAGUCAACAUCUGAUAUUGUUACUCCCCUGUAUAACAACCUCCAUUGGCUCCACACUGCCUAGCCUAGAGGGUAAAAUCUAAAACCCUAUCUUGGCGCAUCUACUCCAAAAUCUGCCUCCAACCCACUGUCUACUUCAUCUCCUAACACCCCCUGGACCCCCACCAUUUCCCUGUGCUCCAGUCUCUCUGAAUUUGGCAUGUUUCCAAACAGACAGUACCCUUUCCUAAUACAAUGCCAGCACGCAUGGUGUUGUGCUUGACAACACCCUUUCCUCCUCUUUUCACUUAGCAAAAUCCUAUUUGAUCAGCUCAAAUGUCAUCUCUGAACUCUCAGGCAACGAAUGAUGUCCUCCUGCGCACACUCUGCACCACCGCCUUGUCUCCGGCUUCGCCCCUUUCCAGCUUUAGGACACAGCCCUCUGAAUCCCACACCUAACACAGUGCCCAGCCGACAGCAGGCCUCAAUGCUCCGAGAAAGGACAGGAGUGAGGAAUGCAUGUCUUACCUGCCACAGGUUGGUGCGGUUUGGCUGGAACUUGUUUCCCCAGGGAUAAACCUGACCUGCGGGAGAGCAAGGAGAAAGCAUUGGGGGGAGAGGUGAAGAGUUGGGAAAGAGAGCGAGGGAACCGAAAGGAGAUUAUUUUUAUAUCCCAUGCCCAUCCCUUCCACUCACUGCAUUGCAUUCGGAGCCCCGCCUCCUGCAUUACCCCAGGGCAGUGCAACCCUAGGUGUGGUUCUGAUCAAUGCCUCUGUAAACCACCUGUGACCAGUGCAUGUUGAGAUCAGUGCAGAAAUUAAGAGUAACCAUUGAUAAACUUGUUCGUUGGACUUCGAUUGGCUAAAUAAACAAGCAACCUCAUUUAUCACAUUAAUAACUUUGACUAUUGGUAUAGUUGGUGUUCAAACUGUAGAGGCUGGAUAUGGUGAAUUGCUAUUUCACUCUCAUAACUUUUUUAAAUGAGCAUUGCAGAACAACUAAGUUAUGAGCAAAGAGCAAUUUUUUAUAUUAACCCCUAUACAUCCAUGGAAAAGGCAUGUGGUUUGGAUAACUCUUCUCUUCUCUAUGCUAUGUUGGUCCAACUGUAUUUUUUGAAACAUGACAUCUCUGUAGAAUCUCCAACAAUAAAAAAAAAUUGUUUUUUUCAUUC